This is a messenger RNA of Sorex araneus (European shrew), 963 nucleotides long. RefSeq names its product glutathione S-transferase Mu 2-like. The transcript is spliced from 8 exons. The coding region runs from base 51 to 707 and encodes 218 amino acids. Gene Ontology annotation, molecular function: glutathione transferase activity. Gene Ontology annotation, biological process: glutathione metabolic process. The record is from RefSeq and is a predicted model, not a curated record. Lineage: Eukaryota; Metazoa; Chordata; Mammalia; Eulipotyphla; Soricidae.
GCCAGAGCCCAGCUCAGCAGAGCCGUCUGCUCCAAGACAGAACCUGCACCAUGGUUAUGACCUUGGGGUACUGGGACCUUCGGGGGCUGGCUCACGCCAUCCGCCUGCUCCUGGAAUACACGGACACCAAGUACGAGGAGAAGAAGUACGGGAUGGGCGACGCUCCCGACUAUGACAGAAGCCAGUGGCUGAAUGAGAAAUUCAAGCUGGGCCUCGACUUCCCCAACCUGCCCUACUUAAUUGAUGGGCCUCACAAGAUCACCCAGAGCAACGCCAUCCUUCGAUACUUGGCUCGCAAGCACAACCUGUGUGGGGAGACGGAAGAGGAGAAGAUUCGUGUGGAUGUUGUGGAGAACCAGACUAUGGACACACGCAUGCAAAUGGCCCGGGUGUGCUACAGCCCUGACUUUGAGAAGCUGAAACCGGAGUACGUAGAAGGGCUUCCUGAGAAGAUGAAGCAGUACUCGCAGUGUCUGGGCAAGAGGCCCUGGUUUGCAGGGGAGAAGCUCACCUACGUGGAUUUUCUGGCCUAUGAUGUUCUUGACCAGAACCGCCUGUUUGUACCCACCUGUCUGGAUCCCUUCCAGAACCUAAAGGACUUCAUGACCCGUUUUGAGGGCCUGAAGAGGAUCUCUGCCUACAUGAAGUCCAGCCGCUACCGCCCCAGCCCCGUGUAUGCCAAGAUGGCGCUAUGGGGCAACAAGUAGGCGCCGCGAGGAAGGAGGCAGAGGGGGCAGAUCUGUUACUUCUGUGUGGAGGCUUGUGGAAUCCAGGGUCUCCUGCACCCCAGAGUCACCCCGUUGUGAUUUCUCCUCCUUUCCCCUCUCCCUGACUGGCUUCAUGGUUCCUUCCAGCUGGAGCCCCUGCCUCUGCUCCAUGUGGGGAGGGGGCCUGUGUCCUAGCUGCCCUAGAGACCAGGGCGGCUUCCUGUGGGGGUGCCCCGCCCUGCUGCUCCCCAGUAAA